AUGUUACGAGCUCAGAUAACUCGGGACGAAAACGUGCGCGAGGUAGACGACGAUGCUGCUGUCAGCGUGCUGGCAUUGCCUUCAAAAGAGCACGAAGAAGAGGAUGCGCAUGAUCUGCUGCUACUGCGUCAAACAAACGACGAAUUUCUCUGGUUAUUGCUGCUAGCAGCUGUGUCUGAGUGCGUAACCACGUGCUACCUGCCGGGAUACACUCUUCACCGGUUCCAGCUGAACGUCGGGGGCAUGCUAUUGAACUGGAUUGGACCUUACCUGGACGGGUUAUCCUAUGGGUACGAAGACCGGAUGAAAGGCACCGAGAUUUCGCUCGUCUGUACGCAAUUUCGCUCGGCGUUUUUAGGCGUCUUUACGUCGUACUCAUUCAUGGUAGACCAUGCAGGGGAUUUGAGCAGCGAAACCGUUGCAGCUGGACCGCUGUACAUCUGUGCUUCAUUAGGUGGAGGCUGUGGGUGUUUCUACUUGGGUAAAUUGACCGUAGUAGCUGCGUGGAAGCAUCCGAUACUGGCUUCGGUGACCCGAGUAGCUGGUGCGAUGCUAAACAGAUCAUCGUUGAUGACGAGUCUAGUCGCUUUGGUUGGAGUGACGACUUUGCGAGCCGCGCUGGGACCGCAUGGAUUCGUUCGUGAUCCGAAAGACCCGCAGUUUAUUGGGUCACUGCAUGUAGCAGACGGUGAAGAGUUGGUGCUUGGGAUCUUGAUGUCGUGUAGUGCGAUUUUGCUGUCGAACUACGUCUGCGGGUUUUUUCCCCAACAGCCCGUGCAGUUGCAAGUUGCGACAUCCCGAAACGGUGGACCGUUCAUCGAUUGGGGUUGUCUUUGCUGCAACUUGUUGGCGUCAUUCCUGGCAGGAUUUACGUACCAGCUUAGCCGGAACUCGCCGAUAGGCGUGACGAACAACCUUCUCGCACUCAAGUUCGUAAGCUCCUUUUGCGGAUCGCUGUCAGUCUUUUCAGCAGCAGUCAGCAUCAUUUCGCGACUGUGGCUCGCUGGAAAUCGACAUUCUGCACUUUGGAAUUUCGCGCUGCAGGUGCUUCUAGGUCUAAUAUGCAUGCCCUACCUUUACAAGCGCGACGCUUUGUAA
Messenger RNA from Peronospora matthiolae, 1098 nucleotides. The record is from the annotation of a GenBank genome assembly. NCBI's taxonomy places the organism in Eukaryota, Oomycota, Peronosporomycetes, Peronosporales, Peronosporaceae.